Molecule: messenger RNA, 402 nt
Organism: Cornus florida
Lineage: Eukaryota; Viridiplantae; Streptophyta; Magnoliopsida; Cornales; Cornaceae
Exons: 2
Coding region: 1-402 (133 amino acids)
Source: RefSeq, a predicted model, not a curated record
AUGAAGAGGAGGAUAGGCAGUGUGCAUGCUCUGCACCAGCAGAACACAUCUGCACAGAUAAAGUUUGACAGAACUGACCUGUUGCGCGUUCAGACCCCUCAUGAGGAUUCGCUGGUCUUCAGUUUGACGGUUGCAGAGUGCUUGGUGGUUCUGAUUAAUCCAGGGAGAAGUGCGAAUGUCAUGCCUAAAGUAAUGUUUGACCGGCUUGAGAUCAAGCCGGAAAGGCUCAAACCUACAGGAUAUCCGUUGCUAGGGUUCGAUGGGAAAUGGGUGGAGCCUAUUGGUAUGGUGGAAUUGACAGUACAGGCUGCUGAAAGAGUUCUGACAGAGUGCUUUGUGGUCGUUGAGAUCCAUCCAUUUUACGACUUUUUUAUAGGAAGAUGGUGGAUCCACAAGGUCUAG